AUGUCAUCUUUAAGAAUCAGGACACAUCGAGUCGUUUCUACUUCCUCGAUAUUAAAUUGCUUUUUAUCACGUAUUACCCGUAGUAGAAUUUACCCGCCUUUCAAUAGCAACGCUCGUAUACUCGCAGCUCAAAUGAGAUAUGGUAGAAACAUUCGAACUAUUACAGGAAUAAUUUUGUUAAAACGAAAUGUAAAGCGUGAGGCUAUUCGUCUGCGAAUGCAUAAUCUACAUAUCAUUAGUCUUGCAACGGACCAUAUCUGGAAUACUUCAACGGCAGUUCAAAGAGAUCAAUUCGCAACUUUGGCAGCCUCUGUGAAUACUAUAAAUCAAAAUCAUAGAGCGAACUUCAUUUAUAGAAUGACUCAAAUAACUACGCCACAAGAAACAAAUAGUAGUUUUGGGAACGCCCUUUUUAAUGGAAGUGCUUUUUAA
Messenger RNA from Funneliformis geosporum, 432 nucleotides. The record is from the annotation of a GenBank genome assembly. Lineage: Eukaryota; Fungi; Glomeromycota; Glomeromycetes; Glomerales; Glomeraceae.